AUGGCUACCCCUAGUGUCCUGGCUUUUGACGCUGAGGGCCGUGCUAUUGACUUUGAGUCGGUCGGUGCGGCGUCUGCCCUAGCGGGAGACGCCGCCCUGGCAAGGGCAAGGGGGGCAAGGGCGCGGGUGGAGCUAGCGGGGGCGGUGGCGGUGGAGGUGGGGGCGACGGGGGAAGUGAGGGUGGCGGUGGAGGUGGUAGCGGGGGUGGGGGUACUAGUGGCACCAGUGGAGGCGGGGGUGGCGGCGGCGGUGGCGGUGGGAGCAGAGGUGGCGGAGGUGGCGGCAGUGGAGGCGGAGGCGGGGGUGGCGGUGGUGGAGGUGGUCGGAGUGGCACUUCGCAGCGGAGCAGCACUGGGGGUGGUCAGCGCCAGCAGCAGCAGCAGCAGCAGCGUCGUCGCGACGUCCCCACCCCUCAGCAGCUCCGUGUGUCCCAGGUAG
Closterium sp. NIES-65 is the source of this 438-nucleotide messenger RNA. Lineage: Eukaryota; Viridiplantae; Streptophyta; Zygnematophyceae; Desmidiales; Closteriaceae. The record is from the annotation of a GenBank genome assembly.